CUGGCAUGGAUAUUCGGAACAACCUCACCCGACUGCAGGAGUUGGAGAACUGUUCUGUCAUCGAAGGCCAUCUGCAGAUAUUGUUGAUGUUCAAAACAAGGCCUGAAGAUUUCCGAGACCUGAGUUUCCCCAAACUUAUCAUGAUCACUGACUACUUGCUACUCUUCCGGGUCUAUGGGCUCGAGAGCCUCAAGGACCUGUUCCCCAACCUCACGGUCAUCCGGGGCUCGCGCCUCUUCUUCAACUAUGCGCUGGUCAUCUUCGAGAUGGUGCAUCUGAAGGAGCUGGGCCUGUAUAACCUGAUGAACAUCACCCGGGGGGCUGUCCGCAUCGAGAAGAACAACGAGCUGUGCUACCUGGCCACCAUUGACUGGUCACGCAUCCUGGAUUCUGUGGAGGACAAUUACAUCGUGCUGAACAAAGACGACAAUGAGGAGUGCGGAGACAUCUGCCCAGGCACCGCGAAAGGCAAGACCAACUGCCCAGCCACCGUCAUCAAUGGGCAGUUUGUCGAGCGGUGUUGGACCCACAGCCACUGCCAGAAAGUCUGCCCAACCAUCUGUAAGUCUCACGGCUGUACCGCGGAGGGUCUGUGCUGCCACAGCCAGUGUCUGGGCAACUGCUCCGAGCCUGAUGACCCCACCAAGUGCGUGGCCUGCCGCAACUUCUACCUGGACGGCCGGUGCGUGGAGACCUGCCCGCCCCCAUACUACCACUUCCAGGACUGGCGCUGCGUCAACUUCAGCUUCUGCCAGGACCUGCACAACAAAUGCAAGAACUCGCGGAGGCAGGGCUGUCACCAGUACGUCAUUCACAACAACAAGUGCAUCCCCGAGUGCCCCUCCGGGUACACCAUGAAUUCCAGCAACCUGAUGUGCACCCCCUGCUUGGGGCCCUGCCCCAAGGUCUGCCACCUCCUGGAGGGCGAGAAGACUAUCGACUCGGUGACGUCCGCCCAGGAGCUCCGUGGGUGCACUGUGGUCAACGGGAGUCUGAUCAUCAACAUCCGAGGAGGCAACAACCUGGCAGCUGAGCUAGAGGCCAACCUUGGUCUCAUUGAAGAGAUUACAGGAUACCUCAAAAUCCGCCGUUCCUACGCACUUGUGUCGCUUUCCUUCUUCCGGAAGUUACGUAUGAUUCGAGGAGAGACCCUGGAAAUCGGGAACUACUCCUUCUAUGCCCUGGACAACCAGAACCUGAGGCAGCUGUGGGACUGGAGCAAACACAACCUCUCCAUCACUCAAGGGAAACUCUUCUUCCACUAUAACCCCAAACUCUGCUUGUCAGAGAUCCACAAAAUGGAGGAAGUCUCAGGAACCAAGGGACGCCAGGAGAGAAACGACAUUGCCCUGAAGACCAACGGGGAUCAGGCCUCCUGUGAAAAUGAAUUACUUAAGUUUUCUUACAUCCGGACGUCUUUUGACAAGAUCCUGCUCAGAUGGGAGCCGUAUUGGCCCCCCGACUUCCGGGACCUCCUAGGGUUCAUGCUUUUCUACAAAGAGGCCCCCUAUCAGAAUGUGACAGAGUUUGACGGGCAGGACGCCUGUGGCUCCAACAGCUGGACUGUGGUGGACAUCGACCCGCCCCAGAGGUCCAACGACCCCAAGUCACAGACCCACCCCGGGUGGCUGAUGCGUGGUCUCAAGCCCUGGACCCAGUACGCCAUCUUUGUCAAGACCUUGGUCACCUUUUCUGAUGAGCGGCGGACCUACGGGGCUAAGAGUGACAUCAUCUAUGUGCAGACAGAUGCCACCAAUCCUUCCGUCCCUCUGGAUCCGAUCUCGGUCUCUAAUUCUUCCUCCCAGAUUAUUUUGAAAUGGAAACCCCCCUCGGACCCCAAUGGCAACAUCACUCACUACCUGGUUUUCUGGGAGAGGCAGGCUGAAGAUAGUGAGCUGUAUGAGUUGGAUUAUUGCCUCAAAGGGCUGAAGCUGCCCUCCCGGACCUGGUCUCCACCGUUCGAGUCCGAGGACUCUCAGAAACACAAUCAGACGGACUACGAGGAGUCGGCCGGCGAAUGCUGCUCCUGCCCCAAGACCGACUCUCAGAUUCUGAAGGAGCUGGAGGAGUCCUCGUUCCGGAAGACAUUUGAGGACUACCUGCACAAUGUGGUUUUUGUCCCCAGGCCAUCACGGAGGCGCAGGGCUCUUGGCGACACUGGGAACGUGACAGUGGCUGUCCCCACGAUUCCGGGUUUCCCCAACAUCUCCUCAACCAGCGUGCCCACCAGCCCAGCAGAGCAGCGGCCUUUUGAGAAAGUGGUAAACAAGGAAUCUCUGGUCAUCUCUGGUCUGCGCCAUUUCACGGGCUAUCGCAUUGAACUGCAGGCUUGCAACCAAGAUGCCCCGGAGGAAAGGUGUAGCGUGGCAGCAUACGUCAGUGCCAGAACCAUGCCUGAAGCCAAGGCUGAUGACAUUGUUGGUCCAGUGACCCACGAAAUCUUGGAGAACAAUAUUGUUCACUUGAUGUGGCAGGAGCCAAAGGAACCCAACGGUCUCAUCGUGCUGUACGAAGUGAGUUAUCGGCGAUACGGUGACGAGGAGCUUCACCUCUGCGUCUCUCGCAGGCAUUUUGCCCUGGAGCGGGGCUGCCGGCUGCGAGGGCUGCCCCCAGGCAACUACAGCGUGCGCGUGCGGGCCACUUCCCUGGCAGGCAACGGCUCCUGGACCGAAGCCACCUAUUUCUAUGUGACAGACUACUUGGACGUCCCAUCCAACAUUGCAAAAAUCAUCAUUGGGCCUCUCAUCUUUGUCUUUCUCUUCAGUGUUGUGAUUGGGAGUAUAUAUCUGUUCCUGAGAAAGAGGCAGCCGGACGGGCCUCUGGGACCACUGUAUGCAUCCUCAAACCCCGAGUACCUCAGUGCCAGCGACGUGUUUCCCUGCUCUGUGUAUGUGCCGGACGAGUGGGAGGUGCCCCGCGAGAAGAUCACCCUCCUGCGUGAGCUGGGCCAGGGCUCCUUCGGCAUGGUGUACGAGGGCAACGCCAGGGAUAUCGUCAAGGGUGAAGCAGAGACCCGUGUGGCAGUGAAGACAGUCAACGAGUCAGCCAGCCUGCGUGAGCGGAUCGAGUUCCUCAACGAAGCCUCCGUCAUGAAGGGCUUCACCUGCCACCACGUGGUCCGCCUCCUGGGGGUGGUGUCCAAAGGGCAGCCGACGCUGGUGGUGAUGGAGUUGAUGGCUCAUGGGGACCUGAAGAGCUAUCUCCGCUCACUGCGGCCAGAAGCUGAGGACAACCCCGGCCGCCCUCCCCCAACCCUGCAAGAGAUGAUUCAGAUGGCAGCAGAGAUUGCGGACGGGAUGGCGUACCUGAAUGCCAAGAAGUUUGUGCACCGGGACCUCGCAGCACGGAACUGCAUGGUGGCCCAUGAUUUCACCGUCAAAAUUGGAGACUUUGGAAUGACCAGAGACAUCUAUGAAACGGAUUACUACCGGAAAGGUGGCAAGGGCCUGCUUCCUGUGCGGUGGAUGGCCCCGGAGUCACUGAAGGAUGGCGUCUUCACCACGUCUUCUGACAUGUGGUCCUUUGGUGUGGUUCUUUGGGAAAUCACUAGCCUGGCGGAGCAGCCUUACCAGGGCCUGUCUAACGAGCAGGUUUUGAAGUUUGUCAUGGAUGGGGGGUAUCUGGAUCAACCUGACAACUGUCCAGAGAGAGUCACCAACCUCAUGCGGAUGUGCUGGCAGUUCAACCCCAAGAUGCGGCCCACCUUCCUGGAGAUCGUCGACCAGCUCAAGGACGACCUGCACCCCAGCUUUCCGGAAGUUUCCUUCUUCCACAGCGAGGAGAACAAGGCUCCCGAGAGUGAGGAGCUGGAGAUGGAGUUUGAGGACAUGGAGAACAUCCCCCUGGACCGGUCUUCACACUCCCAGAGGGAUGAGGCCGGGGGCCGGGACAGCGGGUCCUCACUGAGCCUCAAGCGGAACUAUGAAGAACACAUGCCCUACACCCACAUGAAUGGGGGCAAGAAGAACGGGCGGAUUCUGACCCUGCCGCGGUCGAAUCCUUCCUAACGGUGCCUGCUGGGGAGGGGUC
Messenger RNA from Orycteropus afer afer, 4029 nucleotides. RefSeq names its product insulin receptor (gene INSR). NCBI's taxonomy places the organism in Eukaryota, Metazoa, Chordata, Mammalia, Tubulidentata, Orycteropodidae. Gene Ontology annotation, biological process: positive regulation of MAPK cascade; positive regulation of phosphatidylinositol 3-kinase/protein kinase B signal transduction; positive regulation of kinase activity. The record is from RefSeq and is a predicted model, not a curated record. Gene Ontology annotation, molecular function: ATP binding; insulin receptor substrate binding; phosphatidylinositol 3-kinase binding. Gene Ontology annotation, cellular component: axon; insulin receptor complex; membrane.